AUGACUAUGUCAGCUCUCACAGUUUCUCCCCCAUCUCAGCACCACACAAUGUGCUGUUGUGGUCGUCUGAUAGGUCAGCACGUGGGCCUGCCCCCGGGCAUCUCUAGUCACAAUGAUAAGGCAGAGCGUUUGGGCAAGAAUGACAGCCUGUCAGAGAAAUGGUCCAUCAGCAAGCACACACAGAUCAGCCCCACUGACGCCUUCGGCACCAUCGAGUUCCAGGGAGGAGGACACUCCAACAAAGCCAUGUACGUGCGAGUGUCUUACGACACUAAGCCUGACCUGCUGCUCCACCUGAUGACCAAGGAGUGGCAGCUGGAUCUGCCCAAGCUGCUCAUCUCAGUCCACGGGGGCCUGCAAAACUUUGAACUCCAGCCAAAACUCAAACAGGUCUUUGGCAAAGGGCUCAUCAAGGCUGCCAUGACGACAGGAGCCUGGAUCUUCACCGGUGGGGUCAACACAGGAGUGAUCCGCCAUGUGGGUGAUGCGUUGAAAGACCACGCCUCCAAGUCAAGAGGGAAGAUCUGCACCAUUGGCAUCGCGCCUUGGGGCAUUGUAGAAAACCAAGAGGAUCUUGUUGGCAAAGAUGUGGUGCGUCCAUACCAGACCAUGUCCAACCCCAUGAGCAAGCUGACGGUUCUGAACAGUCUCCACUCCCACUUCAUCCUGGCCGACAACGGCACCACGGCAAAGUACGGUGCUGAGGUCAAACUGCGACGCCAGCUAGAGAAACACAUCUCCCUGCAGAAGAUCAACACGCGUAUUGGUCAAGGUGUGCCGGUGGUGGCUCUCAUCGUGGAGGGGGGCCCUAAUGUGAUCUCCAUAGUGCUGGAGUACCUCAGGGACACACCCCCCAUCCCCGUGGUGGUGUGUGAUGGCAGCGGCAGGGCCUCCGACAUCCUGGCCUUCGGACACAAAUACUCUGAGGAUGGGGGCAUAAUUAACGAGUCUCUGAGAGACCAGUUGCUGGUGACCAUCCAGAAGACUUUCACCUACAGCCGCACACAGGCGCAGCAUCUGUUCAUCAUUCUCAUGGAGUGCAUGAAGAAGAAGGAGCUGGUGAGUGUCACGUUCACACAUACAAACAGCUAG
Messenger RNA from Notothenia coriiceps (black rockcod), 1092 nucleotides. Its product is annotated as transient receptor potential cation channel subfamily M member 3-like. The record is from RefSeq and is a predicted model, not a curated record. Gene Ontology annotation, biological process: monoatomic cation transmembrane transport; metal ion transport. Gene Ontology annotation, cellular component: plasma membrane. Gene Ontology annotation, molecular function: monoatomic cation channel activity. Lineage: Eukaryota; Metazoa; Chordata; Actinopteri; Perciformes; Nototheniidae. Bases 1 to 1092 code for a protein of 363 amino acids. The transcript is spliced from 8 exons.